AUGCGCCAAGAUACUGCCGUCAUUGAAACCGUUGCCUUUUCCGUCGGAGAAGUAGGACGCGUCCUCAGUCAAAUAAAACCAGACAAGUCUCCUGGACCCGACGGAAUUCCUGGUCUGAUACUUAAGGAGCUAUCAAAGGAGCUGGCGAAGCCUCUUUCGACGCUCUUUGAGCUGUCAAUGAGAACAGGAAGGCUGCCAUCACAGUGGAAGACAGCUAACCUCGCUCCCUUACAUAAAGGCGGUAGCAGGAUGGCAGCAAGCUGUUUCAGGCCUAUUAGCCUAACCUGCCUCUCGUGCAAAACGAUGGAAGCUCUAUUAAAGAGUGCCAUACAGCAAUUUUGUGAAGAAAAUAACCUCUUGCAGGAUUUCCAGCAUGGCUUCCGGAGAGGACGUUCUUGCCUCUCAAAUCUGCUAGCUUGGCUGGAGAUCUGGACCAGGGCCCUAGAAGAGGGUUUUGAAGUUGAUGUCGUGUACAUCGAUUUUCGCAAAGCCUUCGAUACUGUCCCGCACCAACGCCUUCUUCACAAAUUGAGCGCCAUCGGCAUCCGGGGAGAUCUUCUGAACAGGAUAGGGGCGUUUCUGGUUGGUCGGAAACAACGUGUUUGCAUCGGUGAUGAUAUGUCAGAAUGGGUGAGCGUGACCAGUGGUGUGCCUCAAGGCUCAGUUCUGGGACCAUUGCUAUUCCUCCUUUAUGUUAAUGACAGCCUUCAGGAACUCGAUUGUGGCAAAAUAAUGUUUGCUGACGACGUUAAGCUCUGGCAAGUCAUUAAGAGUCCUAACGACCAGAGAUCCCUCCAAGACAAUCUUCAUCGACUGCAAGCGUGGUCGGAGAAAUGGCUUCUAGACUUCAAUGUGCAGAAGUGUGCCGUCCUUCAUCUGCGUCCAACUAACUCUCAUCCUCCAUCUGCGUCCAACUAA
Messenger RNA from Spirometra erinaceieuropaei, 918 nucleotides. The record is from the annotation of a GenBank genome assembly. Lineage: Eukaryota; Metazoa; Platyhelminthes; Cestoda; Diphyllobothriidea; Diphyllobothriidae.